AUCCCCCCCCCCCCAAUAUAAUUAUGCAAUGCAUGAUUGAUUCAAAUUUUGAAAUCAUUUGAGUUCCACUUAAAUGAUUGAAGCACCCUCAAUGAAGGAAAAGGGGGAGCAACUGGAAGCAAAUGACAUACCUGUUUAGUAUACACAGUACGAGAGUCUGGAUUUCUCUCAAUGUUUUGAGAAUACCUGUGCUUUGCUAGAACAACCUUAUUAGGAAGAAGAGAGGGGUAGCUCGGGAUCGGGGUUAGGGAGAGAUUAACCACAUGGAGGAUGGACGGUAAAGCUGCCGCGUAAUCCGCACAGUCGACACAAAAUUGGAGCGACAACUCACACACUUUGGAUGACAUGCUCGCUGUCAAGGCAGAAUCAUGAAAAAGGCAAAGCAGGUCAACACUGACAAUGAACCGCCGUCAUAUCAGGAAGCGACUGCGGGCUAUGAGGAGAUGGAGGCCCAGUUUUCCUGGGAUGACCAGACCAUCAGGCAGACUUUCAUCAGGAAGGUCUAUGCCAUUCUCAUGGUCCAGCUCUUCGUGACAGUGGCAGUUGUUGCCAUGUUCACAUUUUGUGCACCUGUAAGGUUCUUCAUUCAGACUCAUCCUAGCCUGUACAUGGCAUCUUACCUCAUGUUCUUUGCUACUUACAUUGCUCUGUCCUGCUGUGGGGACUUGAGGAGGCAGUUUCCCUGGAACAUCAUUUUGUUAGUUCUCUUUACUUUAAGCAUGGCCUUCAUGAUGGGAUUUGUGUCGAGCUUUUACAACACCAAGUCCGUGGUUCUGUGUUUGGGAAUCACCUCCCUCGUGUGCUUUUCUGUAACCGUCUUCAGCUUCCAAAGCAAGAUUGACGUAACUUCCUGCCAGGGCAUCCUGUUUUCGUUGUGCAUGGUCAUGUUGCUGUGCGCCAUUACCCUCUCCAUCGUCGUCCCCUUUGGAUAUGUGCCCUGGUUGCAUGCCAUUUAUGCAGUCCUAGGAGCCAUCCUCUUCACUCUGUUCCUGGCAUUCGACACUCAAAUGCUGUUGGGGAACAAGCGCUUCAGCAUCAGUCCAGAAGAAUAUGUGUUUGCCACUCUCAGCAUCUACCUGGACAUCGUCUACCUGUUCAGUUUCCUGUUACAGAUCGUGGGAGGAGGUCGUGACUGAAGCGCCUCCUCGGAGCCACGCUUGGUUUGGGUCUGUUGAACUCUCCUUCAAGUCAACAGGAGUUCUUCAAAUGUUAAAAAAAAAAAAAACAUUCACCACAUUUUACCUUCCUAAGUGUCAGCCUUGUGAGUGUGUGUGUGUAUGCAUAUUGUAUGACUAUUUGAGUGUAAUACUCCUCUGGUUGGGUAGGAUAAGGUAUUACAGUCAUCUGUGAAGAGCAAAUCUGUUGUAGGAACAUGCAAAAAUGAAAAGCCAUUCAUAGUUGAUAUCAUGUGUUCAAUGCCGUGAAAAAUUAUUGACCCCUUUCUCAAGUUCUUAUAUUUUGGGAUAGUUUCACCCAUCUUAACUCUGGAGAAUCCAUCCAUCCAUCCAAUUUCUUAACCGCUUAUCCUCACAAGGGUCGCAGGGAGUGCUGGAGCCUAUCCCAGGUGUCAACUGAACUGGUUGCCAGCCAAUCGCAGGGCACAUGGAGACAAAGAGCCGCACUCACAAUCACACCUAGGGGGAAUUUAGAGUGUCCAAUUAAUCUUCUUUGCCUCUCGGCUUGUCCCGUUAGGGGUCGCCACAGCGUGUCAUCUUAGAUGAACGCACAUUUGUUUGGCACAGUUUUACGCUGGAUGCCCUUGCUGACGUAACCCCUCUGCAUUUAGCCGGGGAGAGAAGCUUACAGCACCUGGUAUUCCCAGGCGGUCUCCCAUCCAAGUACAAACCAGGGGCAAACCCGCUUAGCUUCCGAGAUCUGACGAGAUCGGGCGUUCUCAGGGUAGCAUGGCCUGAAGCAGAGUGUCCAAUUAAUGUUGUAUGUUUUUGGGAUGUGGGAGGAAACCGGAGUGCCCGAAGAAAACCUACACAGGCACGGGGAGAACAUGCAAACUCCACACAGGCAGGUCCAGGAUUGAACCUGGUACCGCAGAACUGUAAGUGCAAAACUUUCCAGCUGAUCCACCGUGCCGCCCCCAAGAGAACCCAAGACAUCCAAAUCAUCUUAAAUAUGUGACCACAUCCAAAUCUUCUUAAAUAUGUGACCCCAUGGAUUCUCUUGGGCUAAUGUUCAAGAUCAUCAAAUAAUUGUAAAUAUCAGACAAAUACAAGCAAAGGUUUUUAACUGGACCCAGAAGCGGGCAAAGGCCGAAGAAGUUUCGGGAAGGGAUUCAGAGUUGGAUCGUUGAAGCAUACUGGCGGCUCAUCUAGAAAUGGAGCAUGCGGCAGAUGGUAGUGUGAGCAAGUGGACGGCUGGACACCGUGGUGGAAGAGGUCUGCAAGGCGGGGAACACGGAUCGAGCACUCAGGACAAGGAAAAACAUGGAGAUCAAGAAUAUUGCGAGUUUACAUCCAAGUCGGGAGCCAGACGAUAGAGUCUUGGAUCUGCCAGGUUUAAAGGCAAGUGAUACACAGAUGUGAAAGGCUUAUUGGGAGUUUUAGAAAAUACUUCAUAUUAGUUGCUGCUAAGUAUGGCCCAAUCUCUCAUUAGGUGCAGCCGGCCAUUACUUUUUAAUAUAGGGCCAGGUAACAUUGAAAAUGUUUUUUUCCCCCUUAAAAUAUGAAAUCAACAUUUAUAAACAGGUUGGGGUUGAGUUAUAUUUGUCUCAUAUCUACACUUGUUUGGUGAGCUUAAUAAAGUGGAACCAAUACAUUUUGUAUAUUCAAAGUGAGUAUUUAAUACAAACAAUACAGUGGUAUUUUUAUCUGCAACAUAUUACUA
Molecule: messenger RNA, 2838 nt
Organism: Syngnathoides biaculeatus (alligator pipefish)
Lineage: Eukaryota; Metazoa; Chordata; Actinopteri; Syngnathiformes; Syngnathidae
Gene: faim2b
Product: Fas apoptotic inhibitory molecule 2b
Exons: 13
Coding region: 369-1136 (255 amino acids)
Biological process (GO): negative regulation of apoptotic signaling pathway
Cellular component (GO): Golgi apparatus; membrane; endoplasmic reticulum
Source: RefSeq, a predicted model, not a curated record